This is a messenger RNA of Drosophila persimilis, 1350 nucleotides long. RefSeq names its product beta-1,3-galactosyltransferase 1. Bases 23 to 1264 code for a protein of 413 amino acids. Gene Ontology annotation, cellular component: membrane. Gene Ontology annotation, molecular function: hexosyltransferase activity. The record is from RefSeq and is a predicted model, not a curated record. The transcript is spliced from 2 exons. Lineage: Eukaryota; Metazoa; Arthropoda; Insecta; Diptera; Drosophilidae.
UACACUGCAACCUCCGUCUGUCAUGUACCCAGGAAAAGUUAACUUAAACUAUUCUGCUGUCAAGUGGAAGCUUACACAAUGCCAAAGAGCAGCCCCAAUAAUUUUAUUUCGUGGGUUCCUUUGCAUCCUGAUAGCGCUUCUCCUCUACACGAUGUACCACGUUUACCAGUUUAUCAAUUAUCAGGACUUAAUCAAGCGCAAUACGCCUCUUUCGGACUGGACUAUUGGCACGUCCCUCAACCUGAGUGACUACAUCAGCCCAUUGGACGAUACUGCUCUAAUUGUGCCUCGUGGCUUUUGUAAGAGCAAAACUCUUUUACUAAUUGUCGUGGCGUCGAGCGUAAACGGCUAUGACCAACGCCAGGACAUUCGGGAGACCUGGGGUAACACCUCACACUUUAACUAUCCAGUCUUUGCCAAGCUGCAUAGCCACCUGAAGGGAUCUUACCGUCCGCCCAUGGAGAGCCGAUUGCGCCUCUACUCGGACUUCCUCAGUGGUGAGGGCGAGACUCUAACGGCCUCUGUGCAAGUCGUGUUUAUCCUUGGCCGUAGCAAGAAUAGCUCCCCACGCGACAACGAAUCUCUAGUUCAGGUCUGGGAGGAGGCAUACCGAUACAACGACAUCCUCCAGGAGGACUUUAUAGACACCUACAACAAUCUGACGCUGAAGUCCGUGCUGGCUCUAAAGCACGUCAACAACAGUUGCUCCAAGAGCACAGCUUAUUUCUUUAAGUGCGACGACGACACAUUUGUUAAUGUUCCCAAUUUGCUGCAAUUUAUCCUAGGUGGCACUGUACCGCUAUAUAACGAUAGCAUAUUGUAUACGUCAAGGUGGCAGUCCAGCUUGAGAGCCACCAAUGGAGUGAUGCUAGGGAAUAAGUUCACUAAUUCCCAACCCCUUAACAAUGUCAACAGCAAGUGGUACAUGCCCUACUACAUGUAUCCACACAGCACAUAUCCAGAGUAUCUUUCGGGGGGCGGCUACCUUCUCUCCAUAGAUGCGGUGCAGCGCCUGUACGAAGCUGCCUGGUCUACCAAAAUGGUUUACUUAGAGGACAUUUAUGUCACUGGACUCUGUGCCCAGCAGGCUCACCUGAAGCCCAGGCAUAGUUCGCUAUUCACCAUUCUACGCACAACUAGGUUCUGCUCGUUCAAGGCAAUGAUAAUUCAUCAUCAGCUGAAGGGACGCCAAUUAAGGGAUGCGUGGAAGUUCUUUACUGACUAUAGUAAAAAGUGCUCGCCGCCAGAUCCCAUCGUUGAUUAGAAACGUGCCACCGAAAACGAACCUUUACAGGUAUUCAACAUGUAUUGAGCUAAAAAUGGAAACUGACUUUAUUUCUUAAAACCUGA